Molecule: messenger RNA, 519 nt
Organism: Ordospora colligata OC4
Lineage: Eukaryota; Fungi; Microsporidia; Ordosporidae
Product: calponin
Exons: 1
Coding region: 1-519 (172 amino acids)
Molecular function (GO): protein binding
Source: RefSeq, a predicted model, not a curated record
AUGGAGACUGAUUGGCAACAGAAGGAGAUAAUUGAGUGGGUUGGACUGGUUCUUGGGGAGAGCAUGGAGGGAGCUGGGUUCCACGAGCUUUUCAAGGAUGGAGUAAGAUUCUGCAAGCUCCUGUGUAAGGUAACAUCAUUGAACAUCAGAUACAAGCAAUCGAACCAGAUAUUUGUACAAAGAGAAAACAUAUGCUCGUUCAUCAAUGGACUGAAAGCACUGAACAUGAACGAAUACGAGUUGUUCCAGACGAAUGACUUAUUUGAGCGGAAGGAUUUGAGGCAGGUUGUUAUCUGCAUUUAUGCAUUGAGCAGGCAGCUACAGAAAGAAAAGAUGUUUGAAGGCCCGUUUAUUGGGCCACAUCUUGCCACCAAAUCAAAGAUUGAGUUUAGCCAGGAAGUGCUUGACAGAAGCAAAUUUGCAAUCCAUCUGCAAAUGGGAUAUUCAGAUCCCGAAGUGUUUGGGGAGUCUAAGACUGUGCCUAGAUCUGUUGAUGACCUGAAAACAAAUGGCUAUUGA